This is a messenger RNA of Oikopleura dioica, 1110 nucleotides long. The record is from the annotation of a GenBank genome assembly. NCBI's taxonomy places the organism in Eukaryota, Metazoa, Chordata, Appendicularia, Copelata, Oikopleuridae.
AUGGACAUUCGAGUUUCUGAAACAGUCGUGGUUCGUCAAACAGAUACGCAACAAAUUGCUCCUCCGCCACCACCUCCUCCUAGUUCCCAAAUAUCUCUUCCUCCACCACCCCCUCCGCCGGCAAAUUUGCCUCUUCCUCCAGCUACAUUCAGUGAAGUUACAUUAGAGAAUUCCGUGGAAGAUGCUGCUAUUGAUAUUUCGUUGUUACUAAAGAAAAGAUUUGCCGAUUGUGGUGAGCCAAAUGAAUUCCACGCCGCUGCUCGCGCUGGCGACACAAGAAGAAUGGAUAACAUCGCUGCAAGGGAGCCCUCCCUAAUCAACAAAAAAGACAGCUUCGGACGCAGUGCACUGUGGAUCGUCGCUAGUGUUGAGCUUGAAUGGACUGAAAGAACGCUCCUGCACCUCGUGAAAAUGAAAAAUAUAGAUUUAGACGCACCAGAUGUCCGUGGACAAACUCCAGUCUUUGCAGCUGCGAAAUAUUGCCACACAAGGUCGCUUGAGAUCCUGCUAGAACACGGAGCUGAUCCGAAUGGAUCUGCUGACUCGGCAGAGAGCCCCUUGCAUGUUUCAGUGAGGGACGGAAUGCCAAAAGUAGCAUCAUUACUAUUAAAGUACGGAGCAUCGCCCGAUGGAGAAAGACCAGGGCUUGAGCAUCGCGUUAACUUUGGAACUAUUCCUAUAUAUACUGCGAUAGUGUACGACCAAUUUGAAAUUUUCAUCGAGCUACUAAGAUACGGCGCAAACCCUGAUUUGCUGAUGAUUCAACCUGGCUUUACGAAUUCAAUGUUGGAAGGUCUCCUGAAGCAUGGAUCAGAAGUAAAAUGGCUGAAGGCACUUUUUAUUGCCGGAAUGAGUCCCUAUCAAAAUGUUCCUGAUAGACCAUUCUACGGGUCGAUGCAUAAACAUGCCUUGCUAGAUGAAAUUGCGAGCUCUAAACUUCAAGUUCGUUCGUUAAGAGCUCAAGCGCGAAAGGUAAUUCGACAGCACCUCCCUUCAAAACUCCUACCAUCCAUUCCACUCCAUAUUUCUCAUCGACUUCGCUGGUAUCUUCAACUACCUGAACUCGAGAAGCUGGCAAAGUCAGCCCCUGCAACUCCGCUUGAAGGAUAA